ACCUUAAGCAAGCAAGUCAGUUAUUUGGGACACAAGCAUGAAGAUCGUCGCAGCUAUAGUAACCCUGCUCUCUUGGCUUAAUCUCGGAAAUGGUCAAGAAGUUGUAACAUUCCUGGAACCGACGUGUGGCGUUUCGCUUUCUACAAUACACCUUAAAGUAAUCGGCGGUCAAAUGGCAAACAUGUUCGCAAACCCAUGGAUGGCCUUGAUAGUCAGCGACAUCAAUUGUGGCGGUUCGCUUAUCACAGACCGUUUUGUGCUUACUGCUGCACAUUGCAUAAGUCACCACCCCGCUGUGGUACACCUGGGGGACUUCGAUAGGUCGACAACCGCCCAAUAUUGUACGAGAACAGCUUGCAUGCCAAGGGCUAUUAGAAUCCCAGUCGAUGCUCAAAUAGGUCACCCAAGAUUUGUUAACCCAGCUGAAAAUGAUAUAGCCCUGUUUCGUCUGGCCUGGAGGGUACAGUUUACGGACUUCAUCAGGCCGAUCUGCCUGCUGACCAACUACAAUCCCUUGCCACAAAUGAGAUUCUUCACUGUCACCGGUUGGGGUGCAACGGGACAUGGAAAAGGGAGUGACGUUUUGAAGACCACAAACCUGGAGCAAGUGGAUCGCUCGAAUUGCGCAGAAGGAUAGAUAUGUCGCAUAUUUGUGCCGGAGACCGCGCUUCGGGUGUUUGCCAUGGGGACUCCGGUGGUCCAGUCCACG
Messenger RNA from Drosophila suzukii, 709 nucleotides. Lineage: Eukaryota; Metazoa; Arthropoda; Insecta; Diptera; Drosophilidae. The record is from RefSeq and is a predicted model, not a curated record.